Molecule: messenger RNA, 3804 nt
Organism: Myodes glareolus (Bank vole)
Lineage: Eukaryota; Metazoa; Chordata; Mammalia; Rodentia; Cricetidae
Gene: Map9
Product: microtubule associated protein 9
Biological process (GO): regulation of mitotic cytokinesis; mitotic cytokinesis; mitotic spindle assembly
Cellular component (GO): astral microtubule
Molecular function (GO): microtubule binding
Source: RefSeq, a predicted model, not a curated record
CGCCUCCAUCUUUUGCCCCGCCUCUUGCUUCUUCCAAUACCUGGUUUCGCGGACUUCCAGGCCCUGGCCGGGGCGACAUCGGUGCUAGAGCCCAACCGCUGCAUUCUCAGCCAUAAUCACAGUUUGAAUGAACUAUUCCAAUUAUUUAGUAACACUUUUAUAAAAGUAGAGAAAAAGAAUACACUAUGUCGGAUGAAAUCUUCAGCACAACUUUGGCAUAUACCAAGAGUCCAAAAGCUACCAAGAGAACUUCUUUUCAGGAUGAGCUGAUCAGAGCAAUUACAGCCCGGUCAGCCAGGCAGAGGAGUUCUGAAUACUCAGAUGACUUUGACAGCGACGAGAUUGUUUCUCUAGGCGAAUUUUCAGAUACCUCAACAGAUGAAAGUCUAGUUAGAAAAAAGAUGAACGAUUUUCAUUUAUCUGACGAUGAGGAGAAGAAUUCUCCAAGAUUGUCUUUUUUGAAAACCAAGAAUGUAAACAGUGACCUAUGCAGAGAGGAGCAGGAGCUCGUCAGCCAGCACAGCGAAGGCGUGUCACCUGAUGUUCAUGACGAUGUGGCCGGAAACUCCUCUUCCAAAUCGCAGAAUGAUGCUCAAGAAGUCGGAAAAGAGAUCAUUGCAAUAAAGCCUAAACCCAGAGUUCUCACCAAACGCAGUCCAUCUCCAGGGGAAAACGGCGGCAGCUGUGAAGCCGAUAGCCAUUUCAAGCCUUCACCUCGGCCCAGGAGUGUCAAAAAGAGCAGCCCCACGGAGGAGGGAGACAGAGUAGAUGACCAGGAACAUUCCCCGAGUGAAGAUUCUGUCCCCAGCCCUGCCCUCCCAAGGCAGAAUGGCACAACGGGGGAAACUGAGGAAAAAGCACACUCUGAAAACCUUGAUCUUGAGCAGGACUCACUCCUACAAAGUCUGACCUCAUCAUCCCUCAAAGAAAGCCCUGGAAAUUGCACCUCACCGGAACCUCAGGAAAAAACAUCCAUGAAAGAUCAUGAUGGAGAACCCAUAGAACUCUGGGAUUCCCUGAUAUCAAAUGAAAACGAAGAAACUUCGGUUUUGGUAAACUGUGUUUCUCCUGAACUUGAGCAAGCCGAUGCAGGUCAGGUGGCUGCUACUGACAAUGACGAAGCCAGAGCGACGGCUGGGCUCACAGAUGAUGACCUCACCACUGACCCACUGCUCUCCACGUCCCCGAGUGUCGUCACGCCAACUGAGACAGCAGAGCCAGCCAAGAAAGCAAACGAAGACCGAAACAUGAAGAAUAAAAAGGCAACCAAUGGUCGAGUGUCGAGUGCCUCUGGCAGGCUGAUGACCUCUGAGUUUUUGAAGAAAUCCGGCCCCACACGGAGAAGUCCAUCCGCAGCUACCUCUUCUCACUACCUAGGGACAUUGAAAGUCCUGGACCAGAAGCCAUCACGGAAGCAGAGCCUGGAGCCAGACAAAGCUGAUCAUAUAAGGGCGACCGUUUACCAGGAGUGGCUGGAAAAGAAAAAUGUGUAUUUGCAUGAAAUGCACAGGAUAAAAAGAAUCGAAAGUGAAAACUUACGGAUCCAAAAUGAGCAGAAAAGAGCUGCUAAGAGAGAGGAAGCAUUAGCAUCGUUCGAGGCCUGGAAGGCUAUGAAAGAAAAGGAAGCAAAGAAAAUAGCAGCAAAGAAGAAGCUGGAGGAAAAAAACAAGAGGAAGACGGAAGAAGAAAACGCCGCGAGGAAAGGCGAGGCCCUGCAAGCCUUUGAGAAAUGGAAGGAGAGAAAGCUGGAGUACCUAAAAGAGAAGACCAGGAAGGAGAAAGAAUAUGAGCGAGCAAAGAAACAGAAAGAGGAGGAGACGGUCGCUGAGAAGAAGAAAGACAACUUAACUGCUUUUGAGAAAUGGACUGAGAGAAAGGAGGCUCUUCUCAAGCAAAAGGAGAAGGAGAAAAUCAACGAGAGGAGAAAGGAAGAGCUGAAGAGAGCGGAGAAGAAAGACAAAGACAAGCAAGCCAUCAGUGAAUACGAGAAGUGGCUGCUCAGAUUCCGCCAUGGCCUCUCCUUUCUGGCUGCACUUCUGAGGUUGCCCAAAGCAGGAGAAGAAAGAAAGGCAGGAAAGAAUUGAACGGAAACAAAAGAAGCGCCAUUCCUUCCUUGAAAGCGAGACCCACCCUCCGUGGAGCCCUCCCAGCAAAACUGUGUCCUCGAGAGUAUUUUGACAACUCAGGUUCUUGAUUUAUCCAUUCACCAACUUUGCCCAUGGAGUUGGAACCGUUCAUCUCAUUAUUUGUGGUUAGAAGAGUCUGUUUCAAUUGCCUGCAGGAAUUCUGCAGAGCGCAAGAGAGGUGCUUUACAGUGUAGGCAGUGGGAGCUGUUUUCUCAAGUGUAGAUAAACCGCCUCAGGCGAGAAGCCGGGCAGAUUGCUGAGAUCCAGAUGCAUGACGCUUUGUCACGUCCUAGUCACUGCUGACGUGGGUGGUCUGUGUCACUGAGUUCUGCGUCUUUUAAAGCGUGGUUAGUCCCACCGACCAAAGGCUGCCAUCCAAGGAAUGAUUCAGGUCGUGAAAGCUCGUGCUUCUGGAUUGGACUUUGGGAAUUAACAGUCCCUGGGGAGUAUGGGCAGGUUAUUCUAAUUCCGCCCAGAACAGCAUCUCCGCUGGGCAGGCUGAGACCGCAGAGCUCUCGUCAAAGAUCCUCGCCUUCCGGUUUAAUCUCAGUGUGCGUUGCCUGUGUGAGCCUCACCUGACAAUCAUGGCCAUUUCUGUAAUGGGUUCACUUCUGAAACUUUUCUUUCUAAAUUCCAUCUCAGUGUGCUUAUUAUUUGGUCAAAAGCCAGCAAUUUGAUGGUAGCGGUGUCUUAUACAGUAGCUUUGAGAAUUUCAUAGGGGUCCAGGGUCAUUGUCAAAAUUCUUUCUAGACUAAAGUUAUAAAGAUCAAUGAAGGGAACUCUCACCUUCUCAACUAACCUAGAAUGCUUCAACUUGACUUUAGAAGCAGCUGAAUAAGAAAGUAACUUUGUAAAAAGAUUAAGAUUUAUUUAUUAAUUUAUUUGACCUCUGCUUCUCCCCGCAUCAUCUGGUCCCAUACGUGACUGGUCAUUUCCUGACACAGACCAGCUGUGGCCAGCGGCUGUAGGCAAUAAUGUGCUGCAGAGACAAUCAAUGGAAAGCACGAUCGCUGCUGUCCCCUGAGCUCUUCUGUCAGCUCUGCUGCCUCCUGACAGAUGGAAUUUGUCAGCUGUGUAACAACUAUUCGGGGUAGGUGUUCUUAGCUUUACUGCGCAGAUAAAAAUACUGAGGCUAAGCAAAUCUGAAAUAACUUGCCGUACAGCAAACAUCCGAGCAGUGGGACCCAACCCCACUGUCUUCCUCGUCCUUGAGACCUGUGUGACCUCAGAGACAGUGGCUGACUUCUCAGUCAGUCAACCUCACAAGCACUUGUCACUCCCAAGGCGUUGAUUCUGCAGUGCUGGUGAGUCAUGGUCCUUGCCUGCUGCCUCCAGAUUCUGUACCUCCUUACGUCUAAAAUGAGGCAAGGACUCAUGGGAUCUCAGAGGUUCAUCACACAUAGUGUUAGCAAAGUCAGCAGCUUGUGCAAGACCCAACCGUAGGAUGUGCACAAAACGGGAAGUCACAAGAGGCUGUGUGGCAUGGCCAGAGCAGAUCAGAUCACACGACAGACACUCACAGAUGAAGUGAGAAGCCUUUGAUACUGCCAGAAAUGGUCACUGAAAGAGUCUCAGCAGGGUGCUAUUGGUUUGGGAUUCAGGACUUGAAUUUGUGUGUUUUCCCACACCCAAGCCUCCCAGAAUAGACUGAUGCAGGCCUCUUGUAUUGAAGUCAAUA